CGGCACACGCGCGACACCGCACUCGCUGCCACGCGCCGCGCACAAUGUUUACAUUCAAUCCAGCGAUCCGGCAGAUAGAUAACAGAAAGCGACAGUGUUAAUACGGUGUCUGUACCACGUGAGUAGUGGACUGUGUCGCGGCAUAUGACAGAGCCAGUGUAGUGUGAACAAAGGUCCUUGCGAUGACGUUCUCCGGGAGUGUGAAGGAGAGUAAACCGCGCAGCGUGAGCACCAACAAAACCUGGGAAACAGAGCUUGGCUACGGAUGGACGCACAGCGGGCAGCGGCGAUGCCGCGCGCACCGUGCGCCGGAGUCGACGAUGUCGGUGAGCAGCGACAUCCGGUUCACGCGGCGCAAGCUCAGCCGGCCGUGCCGCGGCUGCUGCGCGGCGCUUGCGGCGCUGCUCGUGCUGCUGCUACUGGCUGCUGUUGCAGUUUAUCUUGGACACAUGUACUUGUUCGGCGACCCGUUGAACCGGCAGACGUUCCGAGGGUCGUUCGUGGUGGCGCAGUGGGGGGAGGGCUGGGAGGGCAGGGACCUCAACGCCACGCGGGAGGGCGCUCUGCGCCGCGCGCUGCAUGACCUCUACCGCGCGUCCGAUCUGCGAUCCUGUUUUGUUUCUGCUGAGAUCCUCGCCUUAGACAGCGCGGAUGACGGCGACCGUGUCCACUUCGAGGUGUCGUUUGAGCCUAUCUUCACCGCAGUGAGCACAAGCGAGGUGGCUGCUGUCAUCUCCAGGGAGCUCAGCCAACCGACCGUCUACCUCGACAGCCUCAAUCUACUGCCUGAGUCUUUGCACUUGGAGGAGAACUCUGUAAUAUCGUCGCAAGCCCUAAAGGAGUCCGAUACGACGCCGCUAGCGGCACCGACAACUGAGCCCAUACCCGAGGAAGUGGAGGAGGUUCGAGAAUGUUCUCCAAUCACCCUUACCCUCUGCUCUCACCUGCCAUACAACUCCACCAGCUACCCCAACCUGGUGGGGCACGCCUCCCGAGACGCCUUAUUGCGAGAUCUAGUGGCAUACAGGGAACUCCUGGAUGCAGAGUGCUCAUUUCUUGCUCAAGACUUCGUAUGUCAAAUGCUGCAGCCCCGUUGCGAGGGUGCACACGUGACCCGACCCUGUCGCGCGUACUGCCGGGCCUUCCACGCCGGCUGCGGGGCUCGCCUGCCAGACCGGCUGAAGCCGCACUUCGACUGCGGCAGGUUCCCAGACUACUUCGGACCAGGAUCGUGUACUCCUGAGCCAGGCUGUAGCGCUGGUCUCCAACGACUAGCACUAUCUCGGAGAGCAUGUGACGGCGUGCCGGACUGCGCGGACGCAGAGGACGAGCGCGCGUGCGCACACUGCGCGGCGGCGGGCGACACGGGGCUGCGCUGCGCACUGAGCGCGCGCUGCCUGCCCGCGCACCUGCGCUGCGACGGCACGCCGGACUGCCCCGAUGGCAGCGACGAGAGUGGCUGCUUAUGGGUUUCUCGCUCACUGGCGGCAUGGCGGCGAGAGACGGCGGAGUCGACCCUGGGCGCAGUCCGCAGCCGCGCCGGGUACGCGGUGUGGGCGGAGCGAGGGCGCGCUGGGAAAGUGUGCGCAGCCCCAUACGAAAACGACAAACGAGCCUUAACAAGCCUGUCCAUAUCGCUGUGCAGAGUUUUGACUUUUAAGACAGCGAUAAGUGCGGAAGUAGUACCUGAUGCUGAAGAAGAAAGUAAUGAAGAUGAGAAUGUUCCUCGGAGGGAGCCUCCGGAAUACGUAGAGGUGGUCGACCCGUUCGCGCCCGAAAUAGCGUUCAUCAAGAGCGAGUGUCCUCAAAGGAGAGUCAUCAAAGUCGUUUGUGAUCAAAUAGAAUGUGGUUUACCUUCUGCGCGUGUGGCGCGUGCUCGCAGCGGCGUGGAGGGCCUGCCGCGCUCGGCACAGCCGGGGAACUGGCCGUGGCACGCGGCGCUGCUGCGCGCGCACGUGCAUGCCUGUGACGCCGCACUCAUACACCCCUCCUGGCUCAUCACUACUGCUUCUUGUUUCCAGGGCCAACCUAAAGCCGAAUGGACUGCUAGAUUGGGAACCGUGCGGAUACAAAGCACGACUCCAUGGCAACAAGAGCAGAGGAUUGUCGGCAUGGUGCGGUCUCCAGUUGAGGGCAGCAUGUUAGCUUUGGUUCGUUUGGAAGAGCCAGUGGAGAUCACAGACUUCGUCCGACCGGCGUGCUUGCCAGAACCGGGAGUCAACAGCGACAACGGUAUCUGCAACACGCUGGGCUGGACCAGGAACAGAGAUCAGCUUCAAAGAAUACAUGUGGUCACAAGUCCCAUGAACACGUGUGAGAACGUCAGCAUAGCGACUGUGAACGGAAUUUGCGCAGAACCACUGUACGAUCAGGAUGAUUGUGACGAAGAAGAAUACGCGGGAAGCUCAAUGAUGUGCUUCGACAAUAAAACAAAACACUGGUCUCUGAUGGGGGUGAGCGGGUGGCGCAUUGCGUGCUCCAAGAUCGGACUGGGGAGGCCCCGGAUCUACGAUGCUAUAGCCUCCCACGUCGACUGGAUCCGGCGAACCAUCGCCAACGCCGCUCGGUGACCGGCAUCGGCCAUUUCUAUUAUCUCUAAAGACUGCAAAGGAUGUAUGCCACCAUGAUUGUGUACUUUUUAGUCAUAAGUUUUUAGUCUGUAGAUAAUUUUGACAGUUCCAAUAUUUAAAAAGUUGCUAAAAUAGUUUGUUAUAAAGAUUUGAAAAUGGACAACAGUUUUCCAAUUUGAAUACUCAAGUGAUAAUAAAAUAGUCCAAAUAUUUACCUAACAGUUACAGAGCCUUUAUAUUUGUUGCUAAUAGUUUUGAUAUUGAUAAAUUCUGUACCAUUUAGGUUAAGAUAAUUUAUUACAAAAUUAAUGUACAAUGUUAUUAACAACCUGUUGUAAAUAUUUCUUCAUGAAAAGUACCAAAUUUUAAUAAUUUUGUUUUAUUGUUUUAGAUGUAGAACUAAAAAUUAAAUAUUUUUUGUAAAGUAAUUUGGUGUUUAUGAAACCCUAUGCCUACAGUUCCACUCUUUCAAUCCAAGGUUUGAUUAAAUUAUUCUUCAUCUACAAAGCAUUAUUUAAAAUAUUUGAAUGAUGCCCCUUAGCCACUAAGCUAGAACGCUACAAAAUUUAA
Pectinophora gossypiella (pink bollworm) is the source of this 3140-nucleotide messenger RNA. RefSeq names its product atrial natriuretic peptide-converting enzyme. NCBI's taxonomy places the organism in Eukaryota, Metazoa, Arthropoda, Insecta, Lepidoptera, Gelechiidae. Gene Ontology annotation, biological process: proteolysis. Bases 183 to 2570 code for a protein of 795 amino acids. Gene Ontology annotation, molecular function: serine-type endopeptidase activity; protein binding. The transcript has 12 exons. The record is from RefSeq and is a predicted model, not a curated record.